AUGACAGACCGGAAUUUACCAGAGUGGAUGUCAAAUAAUGAAAUUCCUGCUCUCAAACAGGCUCAAUCAGGAUUCCAUAAGAGAAAUGUCACAGACGAGGAUCUCCCUUAUCUGGAGUUUACUGGCACAGUCAUAUACAGUCAUGAGAAGAAUGACUGCUUGUUUUUGUCGCAGGAUUUAAGGGCUGGUCUACAGCCCAGUUCUGCCAUAGGAUUUGAUAUAGAAUGGCCACCUUGCUUCCUCAAGGGACAGAAGAAGAAAGUUGCAUUGGUCCAGCUGUGUACCUCAGAGGAGAAAUGCUACCUCUUUCAUCUCUGUUCAAUGACAGGAUUUCCAACUGGUCUGAAGUUGUUGCUGGAGGAUGAGUCUGUAAUAAAAGUUGGCGUGGGAAUCGAGGGAGACAUGUGGAAGUUACUGUCAGACUUCAGUAUCAAAAUGACAAACUUUGUGGAGCUGGGAGAUUUAGCAAAUGAAAAACUAAGAUGUGUGGAGAAGUGGAGUCUGGCUGGGCUCGUUAUGCACCUUUUCAGGAAGAAGCUCUUCAAAAGUAAACAUGUUCGCUGCAGCAAUUGGAAUAACUUCCAUCUCUCUGAGGACCAGAAAAGAUACGCUGCCACAGAUGCUUAUGCUGGUUUGAUCAUUUAUAACAAACUGCUCAAUUGGGAUCUAGGAGUUGAGAAUUGUAGGUCUGGCCUCAAGGAUAAGGUUUCCCAAAUGCCUAGUGAAAUGGCUAGUUUAGCUGGCCGUAUUCAUAAUGAAGUCAAUGACAUGGAAAGAGCUUCCAAGCUGGUUGAAGACAUGUCUGCCAGCGUCAACUCUCUAAAAGAUAUUCUAAUAAAGAGCAACAACACAGCUUGUUCUUCACCUCAAGAACUCUUGCCUCUUGGCCCCGAAAGCAGUGAGGUGAUUGGUUGUAGCCCAUCAGUUGAGUCAAGCAGAACACGUGCCCAGGAUGGAGAUGAUGUGGAUCUAAACCAGUCUAACCUAGACCUGUUCAAGGCUCAUGAACCAGUAAAGAAUGUCAGAGAAGCCUCAUACUGGCAGAAAGAAGGCAUCAUGUCUCUGGAUAUCUCAGAGUAUGAGCUUCAGAUGCUGGAGAUGCAAGUAAAAGAAGAAGAUCGUGAAGAACAGUCCACCCUGGACUUCAAGGAGAAGAAUACCCUGGAGAACUCAGCCGACCUCUUGUAUGAUGUGGCGAGUGAUGAGGAGCUGGAGAACCAGAUGUUACAGUGUGUGGAAGAAGCAGAGAAGUUGAGUCGUGAAGAAAACAAGACGGAAGAUGAACAGAAAGACCUUGAGGAAGCCUCUUCCUCUCCAGAGGAAGAGGAGGAUGUCAUUAGAGAGGAGGAGGAAGAGUUUGAUCCUUCCUUUCCAGAGCCCAAUCCAGAUCAUAUAAAAUGUCUGAAGAUGAAUUUUGGACACAGUUGUUUCAAGCCGGUACAAUGGAAAGUAAUACACUCGGUUAUGAAGGAGAGGAGAGAUAAUCUUGUUGUUAUGGCAACGGGCUAUGGGAAGAGCUUGUGUUUCCAGUUCCCCCCAGUGUACUGUGGAGGUCUGAGCGUCGUCAUCUCUCCCCUCAUUGCCCUCAUGGAGGACCAGGUGCUGCAACUGCAAAUGUCCAAUAUUCCUGCCUGUUUCCUUGGUUCAGCUCAGACCAAAAAUGUCUUGUUGGACGUGAAACAGGGGCAAUACAAAGUUGUGUUCAUAACCCCAGAAUACUGCUCUGGAAGUGUUUCUUUACUGGAGCAGCUCAACACAACUAUUGGAAUCUCUCUGAUAGCGGUGGACGAGGCUCAUUGUAUCUCAGAGUGGGGCCAUGACUUCAGAGGAGCCUAUAGAAACCUUGGCAAACUGAAGAGAUGUAUGCCCAAUGUCCCUAUCAUUGCGUUAACAGCCACAGCCAGCCCCUCCAUCAGGAUGGACAUUGUGAGGAGCCUAAACCUGGUGGAUCCUGUCAUAACCUGCACCUCCUUUGACAGGCCCAACCUCUUCUUGGAGGUCGGCCGCAAGUCUGGAAACAUGGUGGAAGACAUGAAGCGCUUCCUAAGGAAGAAGCCUGGGGGGGAUUAUGAGUUUGAGGGGCCCUCUAUAGUGUACUGCCCCUCCAGGAAGGAGGCAGAGCAGGUGAGUAUUGUACUGUACAAUCUGGGCAUUACCGUUGGACUGUACCAUGCUGGGCUGGGCAUCAAACAGAGGAGAGAGUCACAACACAGCUUCAUGAGAGAUGAAAUUCAGUGCGUUGUGGCCACUGUGGCAUUUGGAAUGGGUAUCAACAAGCUGGACAUUAGGAAGGUUAUCCACUAUGGGGCCCCAAAGGAGAUGGAGUCAUACUACCAGGAGAUCGGCAGGGCAGGGAGAGAUGGGCUGCCCAGUGCCUGCCACGUCCUCUGGACACCUGGAGACAUGACCAUCAAUAGGUUUUUCCUCAACCAGGUGACUAACACAUUUCGUCCCUACAAGUUGAAAAUGAUGGUCAAGAUGGAGCAGUAUCUCAAAUCAUACAAAUGCAGAAGAAAAUUGAUCCUCUCUCAUUUUGAAGACAAGCAGCUGAGAAAAGUCACUUCUGGCAUCAAGGGAACUUACCAGUGUUGUGACAACUGCAAAUCUGGGUUGGUGAACAUCAUAGACGACAGUGUUUGUGAUGGCGGCAUUGGAGGAGGAAGCAGGCAUCAGGACUUUGGCCCCCUGGGGUUCCAGCUGCUAAGUGCAGUGGCUGCUAUGGGGGAGAGGUAUGGCACCACCACCACCAUCCUCUUCCUGCGUGGCUCGAACUCUCAAAGGGUUCCUGAAAACUACCGGCGCCACCCUCUGUUCGGAGGGGGAAAGGGCAUACCAGAGCCCUGCUGGAAGGCCUUGGCCAAGGAGCUGCUCAUAGAGGACCUCCUGCAAGAGUACACUGGCAGUAACAAGUUCUGCACCCUUUGUCGAAUAACCCUUAAGGGUAAGAUGUGGCUCAACCAAGCCCAGGAUGAGACAAAGAGAAGCCUACUGCUACAGCCUAACAGGGAGCUCAGUACCUGGUCUGUCCAAAGACGUAAGCCCAGCCUUGCUCCUACCUCAAAUACUGCAGCUGGCAGACAGUCUUCAACUGUGGCUCAGAAUCAUUUGACUGCCUCCCACUCAGGAAACAUUGGCAGCAAAGUUUACGAAAAGUACAACAGUUCACCUGGCAGGUUCCAGUCACAGGUGCCCAAACCUCCGCCAGACCCAGUUUAUCCUAGAGAGCUACAACUACAGGCAGAGUUGUACGCCAAACUGGUUGCCGAGCGACAAAAACUGGCCAGCGAGAAAGACAUUCCACCAGCCAUACUAGCCACCAACAAGAUUCUCCUCGACAUGGCAAAGAUUAGACCAUGCACGGUGUCCGAUCUGAAGCUGGUUGAUGGCGUGUCUGAAGCCAAGUCAAGCAUGUUGGCGCCUCUCCUCAAAACCAUAGCAAGUUUAUGUGCGGAACACCAACUUAAGGUGAACUGUCCAUCUACUGUACACAGAGAAGAAAGCUCAUCGCUGCUGUCAAGGCCCCAUCCCUCCCCUCUACCAGACAGUGUCAACAUCACCUACAGACUGUUCCAGGAGCAGGGCCAGAGCAUGAAAUAUGUGUGUGACGCUCGCAGCCUGCCCUCUGCUGUGGUGGAGUCCCAUCUGCUGCAGGCCUUCAGGGCAGACCUCCCUCUAGACGUGAACAGAGCUGGUCUCACCCCUGCCAUAAGAGACACCAUCAUGCGCAUUGUCCAGUCUGCCCCUAUCAACUCCAACCUCAAUGACAUCAAGGCCAUCCGAGCUGGAAUUCCCAAAGAUAUCAGCCCCUUCCUGCUCAAAUUGACUGUGGCCAUGCUGCAGAGAGAUGGAGUGCAUACAGCGCCCUCUGCUGUCCCCAUCGGCCCACUGCAGCCUAGGUCUGCAGCACCACCCCAGAGCCAGCAGUCCAUCUCCUGGAUUGAACCAGAGGAGGUAACUCCUAGCAGCACUAGGAAUGUGCCCAGCACCUCUGAACCAUCCCCCACUCCUAAAGCUACCCUCCAGACCAGCGCAAUUAUGUUGGCAUCCUGGAACUACAAGUCCCCAGAUGAGGAUACACAGGACAUUUUCAACGAUUCCUCUGUAAAGAACUUUAGCCAGCCUUCAAAGAGGAAGUUACCAGAUUGGUCAGAAGUUCUGACAGUCCCGACCGUACCUGCUGCUAUGAAGAAAGCCAAAAAGAAGAAAGGUCUUUUUUCCUAAUCCAUACAAUGAUUUGUAUUAAUUGGGACCUCAUCUGAAACUGUUGAUAUAAUUCCAUGUGCAAUUAUUGUUUUGUUUUACUUGUUAAGAAUAAAAUGUAAAUUCAA
Molecule: messenger RNA, 4328 nt
Organism: Osmerus eperlanus (European smelt)
Lineage: Eukaryota; Metazoa; Chordata; Actinopteri; Osmeriformes; Osmeridae
Gene: wrn
Product: WRN RecQ like helicase
Exons: 34
Coding region: 1-4221 (1406 amino acids)
Biological process (GO): DNA replication; double-strand break repair via homologous recombination; telomere maintenance
Cellular component (GO): nucleoplasm; chromosome; cytoplasm
Molecular function (GO): ATP binding; four-way junction helicase activity; nucleic acid binding
Source: RefSeq, a predicted model, not a curated record